AUGGUUCCUCUUUGCUUUGAAAAGUCGAAAUGGGUCGCUGUUGCCAUCUUGGCAGUCGCCAAAGCCGGUAGCGCGUUCAUACUGUUGGACCCUUCACACCCAACCGAACGGCUGGCGUGGAUUUGCAAGAAUGCGCAAGCAUCAGUGUUGCUAUGUUCCAAGGAUAUGGCUGCGUUGGCGGCGAAGCUCGGCUGUCAACACGUCGUCCAGGUCGAUGAGAACAGCAGUCGAGAAAACCAAGCCUCGCUAACUACUCAAGUGCAUCAUCCCAUCCAAGCACUCCCUAGUAAUGCCCUAUGUGCGCUGUAUACCUCGGGGUCAACGGGAACGCCGAAAGGCGUCGUUAUCGAGCAUUCAGCCUUCGCCACCCAAGUUACCGCGCUUGGACUGCACUUCCAUCUGGGUCGCCAGUCACGUAUUUUUCAGUUUGCAUCCCAUGCAUUCGACGUCACCGCUGCCGAUUAUGUGUUUGGACUGGCCCUUGGCGGCUGCGUAUGCGUCCCGAAUGAAGCGGACAGCCGGGACAACCUAGCCAAAGCCAUACGAGAUCGUAGAGCAAACUGGACUUUUCUGACACCUUCGGUCGCCCGAACUCUAACACCCUCCGCUGUACCAGAUCUCAACACCUUGGUGAUUGGUGGCGAGUCUGCAAAGGGAAUAGACUUUACGGUUUGGUCAGGCGCCGUGCGGCUCGUCUACGUAUAUGGUCCUGCUGAGGGGACGGUCUACUGCACUGUGCAGCCCAAGACUCAACCGGGUGCCAAUCCGGUGAAUAUCGGAUCGGCAGCUUCUUCCGCAUGCUGGCUGGUAGAGCCUGCCAACCCAGAGAAGCUGGUUGCCAUUGGGGCGGUUGGCGAGUUGGUGAUUGAGGGCCCGAUUGUCGGCCGCGGGUACAUGGGAGAGGAUCUGGGCGGCUCGCCUUUCAUUCCGCCGCCAAAGUGGUUGCGUGCCAUGCCACGAAGUGAGUCACCAGGCAGGCUAUACAGAACUGGAGACUUGAUGCGGUACAGUCCAGACGGCGACGGAUCGCUAGAGUUUGUUGGUCGGAAGGACAGGCAGGUCAAACUUCGCGGGCAGAGAAUGGAGCUUGCGGAGAUUGAACAUCAAGUUGCGCGGCAUUUUCCUGCCACAACGGAUGCCAUUGUGGAAAUCAUUGCCCCCGAGAACUCAGACAGUCAGAGGUUACUUGCUGCUUUUAUCUGGGAUGCCAGCAAUGUUGCAGGGAAACGCUCCAGUAACAACCAAGGCACGCUGUCCACGUCUGCCAUGUUCGCCGUCCCAGAUGAAGAGUUUCAAUCUCGGGCAUCGAUCGCGGAAGUGGCGCUACGGAAGAGCCUACCUCCUUUCAUGAUCCCUUCGUUAUUUGUUCCCCUCAAGCAAUUCCCCCUCGGUCCUACCGGCAAAGUAGACCGGCGUCUUAUCAAGGACAAGGCGUGCUCACUUUUGCGACGGGAGCUCAACAUCUACCGUGGCUUCUGUUCAUCUAGAAUGAGGCCCCCUUCCAAUACGUCAGAAAGUAAAAUACACCAGCUGGUUGCAGAUGUGCUUGGUCGGGAUCGCGGCGACAUUGGGAUGAACGACGACUUUUUCCAGCUUGGUGGUGACUCGAUUAGUGCCAUGGUUCUGUCGGCACGGGCUAUGGACAUGGAUCUGAAGUUGUCGGCCGCAGAUAUUCUAGGCCAUCCUCGUCUUUGUGAUAUGGCCGACCUGGCUAUUCAGAAGAGCACGGAGAGAUGCUUGCCCACAGAGCAGCUAUCGCUACCAGAGCCGUUCUCGUUGCUUCCCGCAAACUAUCAUCAUAACACCUUGAUGCAAGAAGUUGUGAAAGGCCGCUACUUCGAUCAAUGGAAGGUUCUAGAAGCUCGGCGGCACAGCCGCCGCUCAAGCGGCUUGCCCGUUACAGUUAGCCACGGGGGCAUCCCGGAUGAUUUCGCGCUCAGCGAGCAAGGCGUGGGGUACAUCGCCGGACUCACGGAUAAUGUCGUCUUCAUGACGGCGACAUCGGCGGCAUUUGGACGCAACGGAGACGAUCACAUCCUCUACGUCACGACAGGCGGGGAAACGGCGAAUAUGACGGGUUUCCACGGAAAUGGCAAGGUCAUGGCGGUAGAGGUGUGUGCCAAGUUGGCGUUACAGCACGAGUUUGAAACGGUGUUCCCCCAAGAUGACAACCUUGUUGUUUGGGACGCCAAGCAGCAGGUUCACUCCGCUUGCCGGGUGUUGCCAAAUUCUGCGGCUGAUGUUGCUGUGAUUCUUCGGACAGUCAUCGAUUAUGAUUGCAAUUUUUCUGUCAAGAGCGGCGGUCACUCUCGGGAUCCCAACGACUCCAUCUCCGUUGGGGGUGUCACCAUCGACUUACAACAGAUUCGUACUGCCGAAGUUUCCGUCGAUCGCUCGCGCGCCAGGCUCGGAAGCGGACAUGUACUCCAUAGUCUGUAUACAGCGCUCGAGGCAUACAACCUCACCGCAAUGGGAGGCAGGGUCGCUGAUGUUGGCGUCGGCGGGUUCACUCUCGGAGGUGGUUUCUCUCGGCUUUCUCCUCAGCAUGGGCUAGCUAUGGACAAUGUCCUGGAGUACGAGCUUGUCUUACCGAAUGCUACCAUUGCGAUUGUCAACGAACAUUCCCACCCAGACCUCUAUUUCAGUCUCCGGGGAGGCAUGAACAACUUUGGCAUUGUUACGCACUUUACUGCUCGAGUUUUUCCGCAAGGUCAAGUUUACGGCGGUAGUCGUAUAUAUUCUUCUGAUAAACAGGAUCUUCUCAUCAAGGAAUCAGUUGAAUUGACAACGACUUGGAAGAACGACACAUUGAUGGCGUUUUACUACAGCUUCGACUAUGACCCUCUCAAGGACGACUUUACAAUGACAAUCAAUCAGGAGUACGCAGAGGCAAAGCUGGAUCCACUUCCAUUUGCCAAACUGAACGAGAUACCUUACCAGUCAAGCAAUCUGCGCGUGGACUGGGUCAGCAAUUUCAGCAAGGAUGGAGUCUCACCUCCGGGCGGAAGAAACCUCUACGCCACAAUUACGCACAAUCCGUCUGCGGAUUUAGAACGACAUCUACAAGAUAUAGUUGUCGAGGAAGCCAAGGCAAUUAGCCGCGGGACAAUAUUCCGUCCUACUCUGGUCUCUCAGCCCAUUUAUGAAGCUUCCCUCCGAAGCGGUGAGCAGCGAGGCGGAAGUGCCAGCCGCAUACACUCCCAAGGGCCUCUGACUGUUGCUUUAUUGAUUGUAGAGUGGGAAUCGGCGGAAUUGGACGACACCAUGGAACAGUUCGCCGACAACUGGGUGAGGCGGGCUACAAAGGCUGCCGAGGAAGCUGGAAAACUUAAUCCUUGGCUAUACAUCAAUUAUGCAAGCAAGCAACAAGAUCCUUUUGCUGGCUACGGUGUUGAAAAUGCGGCAAGAUUGAAGCGGAUACAGGCAGAGGUCGAUCCAAGAGGCACCUUUACAUCUCAAGGGCUGUGUCAGGGCUACUUUAAGUUGAACUAG
Molecule: messenger RNA, 3492 nt
Organism: Cordyceps fumosorosea ARSEF 2679
Lineage: Eukaryota; Fungi; Ascomycota; Sordariomycetes; Hypocreales; Cordycipitaceae
Product: AMP-dependent synthetase/ligase
Exons: 7
Coding region: 1-3492 (1163 amino acids)
Biological process (GO): secondary metabolite biosynthetic process; amino acid activation for nonribosomal peptide biosynthetic process
Cellular component (GO): cytoplasm
Molecular function (GO): FAD binding; phosphopantetheine binding
Source: RefSeq, a predicted model, not a curated record